AUGGCCUUUGCAGUCUGCUUGGCCAAGCUCCAAGCAGAGGCCAGAUGUUCCAUCUGCCUGGAUUACCUGAGGGACCCAAUGACCAUUGAGUGCGGGCACAACUUCUGUCACUCCUGUAUCCACCAGCGCUGGGAAGACCUACAGGACAUCUUUCCCUGUCCCAUCUGCCUUCACCACUGCUCUGACAGGAACUUCAAGAGGAACAUCCAAUUAUGUCACAUGACUGAUAUUAUUAAGCAGCUUCCCACCCCAAGGAGCAAGAGGAAAAGGCAAGAAGAGAAACCUCUGUGUAAGAAGCACAAUGAAGUGCUGGCUCUUUUCUGUGAGAAGGACCUCGAGCUCCUGUGUCCCCAGUGCGGGGUCUCCUCCGACCACGAGGCUCACCACCUGAUACCCAUUGAGGAAGCUGCAGCUAGUCAGAGGAGCAAGCUCAAAAGCUUCAUUGAGCCCCUGAGGGAGCAGGCUGAAGAUGCUGAGAUGGGAUAUGAAAAAGAAGCUUCAAAAACUUUUGAAGUGAGGAGGGAGAUGGAAAAUUGGAAAAGAGAAUUACACUAUGAGUGCAAAGAACUCAAGUAUUCCUUGGAAACAGGGCAAGGUACAAUUAAUGCCUGCCUAUUUAUGGAAGAGAAGGAUUUUGAAGAAAAACUAACUGAAAAUAGGAGACAAAUUUCAAACCAUAUGUCCAUGCUAAACAAUCUCUUAAGUGAAAUAGCAGAGAAGUAUUUGCAGACAGACCUAGAGUUACUCACAAAUAUUGAAAAUAUCCACAACAGGUAUGCACACAUAGAGACCCCAGCAGUCUUUUCAUAUGAAUUAAAGAAAGAGAGUUGCACUCUCCCCCCACAUUAUUUUGGCCUGCAUAAAAUGAUCAGCACAUUUCAGGUAGAUUUGACACUAGAUCCAGAAACUGCCCAUGCAUGUCUCAUUGUCUCAAGAGAUAGAAAACGUGUGAUGUUUAGUACAAUGACACGAAACUAUCUUCAUAAUCCCCAGGCAUUUAGUUCUUACCCAGGAGUCUUGAGUUAUGAGGGAUUUGAUGCUGGUAGGCAUUUUUGGCACGUAGAAAUAAGAGGCACAGGUGAGUGGUCCUUAGGCGUCUGUAAAGAAUCUUUCCUCAGAAAUCGUCUAAUGUCACCAUCCCUAAGCAAUGGCUGCUGGCAAGACCAGUUUUUCACUACUAUAUGCGGUACAUGCCUGACAGGACAAGUCAUGAAGAUUGGCGUUUUUCUGGACUAUGAGUUGGGAGAGAUUUCAUUUUAUAAUUUGAAUAACAGGUCAUAUUUGUAUAGAUUCACUGAUACAUUUACAGAAAAACUAAUGCCUUAUUUCUCUAUUGGACCAUCUUCAAAAUCUCUUACAAUCUGUAUCCUCAAAGACAAAUGA
Rhinolophus ferrumequinum (greater horseshoe bat) is the source of this 1383-nucleotide messenger RNA. RefSeq names its product tripartite motif-containing protein 60-like. Lineage: Eukaryota; Metazoa; Chordata; Mammalia; Chiroptera; Rhinolophidae. The record is from RefSeq and is a predicted model, not a curated record. Gene Ontology annotation, molecular function: zinc ion binding; protein binding. The transcript has a single exon. Bases 1 to 1383 code for a protein of 460 amino acids.